Molecule: messenger RNA, 411 nt
Organism: Cajanus cajan (pigeon pea)
Lineage: Eukaryota; Viridiplantae; Streptophyta; Magnoliopsida; Fabales; Fabaceae
Source: RefSeq, a predicted model, not a curated record
AUGAAGAUUUAUAGGCUUAUAGAACCGCCUUCAAAUCUCCGAUUGGAAUUGGUGUAUGGGAAAGCUUGCCAUCUUCCUGUAGAACUUGAGCACAAAGCUUAUUGGGCUUUGAAGAUGUUAAAUUUUAAUCCUCUCAGUACUGGUGAGAAUAGGAAGUUGGAGCUGCAUGCUCUUGAUGAAUUGAGGCUUCAAGCCUAUGAAUCAUCCAAGCUGCUCAAACUCUUCUCUGGAAAACUAAGAUCUAAAUGGUCUGGCCCUUUGAGAGUCAAGGAGGUGAAACCCUAUGGUGCCAUAGAAAUUGAAGAUCCUGAGGCACAAAGAAGCUGGGUUGUGAAUGGACAGCGACUGAAACCCUACUUGGGUGGAGAAGUUGAAAGACUCUGUUGUAUCCUUUCUUUCAGAGACCCUUGA